CCGGUCCGGCCCGUCCCGCCCCCGGGUCCCUGGGCCGGCGGCGGCGCCGCUCCCGCUGCGACUGCCCCGGUGAGUGGCAGUGACCCGCCGGGCCGAGGGGGGAACGGGGACAGGGCCAAGGUGAUCGGGUCCUGACGGUGGGAGGUCGUCUCCGGUGCUUUGCCCCUGCUGUCUGCUCGCCGGACCGCGCGGAAAUGGCUCUGCUCCCCGAGGAGGCGAUGCAGUAGAUGUGGUGCUUAGUCAUGGCAUCAGAACUGUGUAAAACAAUCUCUGAGGCAAAGCUGGAAAGGCACAAGAACUUGUUCUUGAAUUACCGAAAUCUCCAUCACUUCCCUCUGGAGUUACUGAAAGAUGAGGGGCUGCAGUACUUGGAGAGACUUUACAUGAAAAGAAAUUCCCUGACCACAUUGCCAGAAAACCUUGCUCAGAAGCUUCCAAACCUCGUGGAAUUGUACCUUCAUUCAAAUAACAUAGUUGUUGUACCUGAAGCCAUUGGCUCCCUGGUUAAGCUGCAAUUUCUGGACCUGAGUGACAAUGCCCUGGAGAUCGUGUGCCCGGAGAUCGGCCGCCUGAGGUCCCUGCGGCACCUUCGCCUGGCAAACAACCAGCUGAAAUACUUACCUGCAGAGGUUGGAGACCUGCGGGAGCUGCAGACUCUGGACAUCUCCACCAACCGCCUGAUGACGUUACCCGAGAGGCUGCACAUGUGCCUUUCCCUGCAGUACCUGACUGCAGACAGGAACCACCUGUGGUCUGUGCCCCGCCACCUGUGCCAGCUGCCCAGCCUCAACGAGCUCUCCAUGGCUGGCAACCGCCUGGCAUUCCUGCCCCUCGAUUUAGGUCGUUCUCGAGAGCUUCAGUAUGUUUAUGUGGAUAAUAACAUUCACCUGAAAGGCCUCCCAUCUUAUCUGUAUAAUAAAGUCAUUGGUUGCAGUGGUUGUGGUUCUCCAAUUCAAGUUUCAGAGGUGAAACUGCUCUCUUUUUCAUCAGGCCAGUUAACUGUGUUCCUGCCAGCAGAGGUGAAAUCUAUAGGGACAGAAACAGAUCAUGUCCUGCCUUUGCAAGAACUGGCCAUGAGGACCCUCUAUAACACCUACUACAGGUUUCUGAAAGAUUUAAACUUUCUGACUCCAAUCUCACUACCCAAAAGCCUCUUGGAAUUGCUGCACUGUCCCUUGGGACACUGCCACCGCUGCAGCCAGCCUAUGUUUACCAUUGUCUACCCAAAGCUCUUUCCCUUGAGGGAAACUCCAAUGGCAGGAUUGCAUCAAGGGCGGACAACUGUUAGUUUUGUGGCAUACUGCUGCUCCACCCAGUGUCUGCAGACUUUUGACCUACUGAGUUGAUAAACAUUUCAACCUCCUCAGGAGUGGUGCCAGUGUAAAGCUGCGUUCGAUGCCGUGUCCCCGUGGUACUGGAAUACCGUGUGUGCUUGUGCCAAAGCAGCAGAAGUGCCCAGUCAGGAACACUCCGAGGCACUUAAAUCCUGCCCUAUCAAAUCUGGAUGAACUGCAGGAACUUUUCAGAAGUGUAAAUACUGAGCUUUUAAAAGUAUUAAUUUCUUUCUCCUCCAAGGCAGCACACAAACCAAACACAUUCACAGGCUCUGACUUCAGGAUUUCCAGUAUUUUUCAAAUGUGCCUGAUUUCAGGUUGACCCAUUGCAUCAUUUGAGGCAGUUGCAUUCCUCUAACUGGAAAAAGAAAAGUUCAGUUAUGGCAAACAAAUUUUCACUUUUUCAUCCCUGUCCUCUUCCCCUGUACAGCUGCAAUCAGGUGUAUUGCUGUAAGCCUGCAGAAACCUUUGAUGGAUCCCAGUGACUUUUCCAUAGAAUUCAGCCUUACUUUCUCCCUCUCAUCUUAAUGUCUACUGCAGCAGAGUUAUCCCAGUUGUAUACCAAGUCUUUGACAGUUCUCUGUGGUAUUUAAAUCCACAUGCUAAAAGCAGAUCUUUCUUUCUAGUAUCAUUAAAUACCACAGUUAUUUAAUGGGAGUAACUAGGAUAUGUCUGGAGACUGAAGAUCCUGUUUCACUGAAGGCUGGUACUGAUGCCUACACUAAGGGCUUUUGCUCCAGCAUGUUUGAGGGUGUGUUGUCUUUAUUUUCAUUGCUUUAUUUUUAGAAAUAGUUCUCCUUUUGUUCCAUGGAAUUCUUCAGGAAGAAGACAACUUUAAGUAUCAAUUUCCCUUGGAAAAAAUCCAACUAGUAAUAUGAUAGUAAACCUUUAUAUUUAUUAUAUUUUUACAGUUGCAGGCUAUAGAUCUGCAAAGAGCUGGUCUUGAUCUUUUUCUAGAUUCAGCAUUUGGCUGAUUUGUCCAAGUGUGUCAGUGGAUUGUGUGCCUUGGAGAAGGCUGGAAGUCCAGGAGCAGGUGUGUAUCUCCAUGCACAGGUAUAUUUGCACACAUAUACCUGCUCAGGAGGGCUGGGACAUUUGUUUUUAUACAUUAAUGGCAGAUUUGGUGCAAAUUGCCACUCACUAUCGUAUUUGUGGGAAUCUCUUUUUGUUACAUCUUGUUUAUUUUAAAUAAAGAGCAAAGGAUGGAAAAAAGGCCCAAAAUGCCUAUGUGACUAAACAUGUUGAUUUUAUACUAAAACAGUUUAUACAUGAUCAGCCCCUUUUGAUUUGUUUUUAAAUAUAUAAUGGUUUUUAAAAUAUAAUUUGUUCUUUUUUUUUUUUACUUUCUAUUUCUUAGGUAUAAACCACUUGUUGAUUUAGCACAGUGUGCUGGUCUGUGCAGUAGGUAGUUACAAGCUGAAAUAGAUAUGAAUGAAACAGUUUGUUAUAAAAAUGGCAAGAUAAAGAGACUUAUUUGGUAGUGUAUUAGCAUAUGUUGUGGUGAGGUGUGCGUACUUUGAAGGCAGGAGGCAUUAAAAUGUUUUCCUGUUGCCAAAGAAGCAUUUGUUCCCUCUGCAGGCUUCCUGGCAUCUCUUCAAUAAAUAGAGUAUCUUAAGAGCUUAAAAGAGUACCAAAAAGGCAGUUUUGAGGGUGGAAUUUUUAGGUUGUGCAUGUAACUUGUAAAAAUCUUUCCUGGUUUUAUUGGGUUGGUUUUAGAGAGUUGAAUUAGCAUUAAGAAAUGUAGAACUUAAUCAUUCAGGAAUGCAAGUAUCAUCUACUGCUUAAGAAUUGUGAAACUUUCCAAAAUAAAUCCCAUUUAUUAAAUCUGCUUUGCAGUAGGGGAAAGAGCCAUGUCCAAGCAGCCUUGGUGCUUUUGGAUUUCUGUCUGUGUCGUUUCCCAGGUUUGUUCCAUGUUGGAAUCCCAGCAGGCCCAGCCACCCCAUAGGGUUCACUGCUGAGGCAGCAAAACCCACCUUCAGCUUUAUCCUUUUCUUUCAGUACCUCAGAGCUGAGAGGUAAAUUGCCCAUGUACAAUUAUAUCUGUAUCAGAAAUGUGCAAGUGUAGGACAGAAUCCACUUUUGUAAAAACAGGUUAUAAAAGCUAUGGUAGCGUUUCAGAUAUUAAUUUUUAUACAAUAUUCGGAUCAGGAUUUUCAGAAUUAAUUUUUACUGUGGCUUCCUCUGUCUUUGAAGGAGAUGUUUUCUUGCAAGCUUUUGCCCUCUUUAUAGGAAGUUGUGGACUUGAAAUCACAGUUUAUAUCUGAAUUCAGUCUGUAAAUACUAUUUUGGAGUUAAAUCUGGAUGUGAUCACCUAGAAGACAUCAGCAUUUGUUUUAUUAGGAGUCAAGAAGAGUGAAGCUUGAUUUUAUUAUUAUAGCUAUUUAUUUUUUUCUUCUUCUUCCCAUAAUCUAAUUAUUUCUUAUUGAGUCUGCAUCAGUCUCUUUAUUAUUGUCUCCAAGUGCAGUUCAGAAGAAAUUUAGCCUGUUCUAUAAGCAGGAUGAAUCUUAACUAACACUUUAAUAGAUGAUAUUUCAAGAAUGGAAUGUUCAAUAAAUAAAUGACUUAAACAUGCAA
Messenger RNA from Serinus canaria (Common canary), 3908 nucleotides. RefSeq names its product leucine rich repeat containing 28 (gene LRRC28). Gene Ontology annotation, molecular function: protein binding. The coding region runs from base 228 to 1346 and encodes 372 amino acids. Lineage: Eukaryota; Metazoa; Chordata; Aves; Passeriformes; Fringillidae. The transcript has 10 exons. The record is from RefSeq and is a predicted model, not a curated record.